This is a messenger RNA of Vitrella brassicaformis, 1277 nucleotides long. The record is from the annotation of a GenBank genome assembly. NCBI's taxonomy places the organism in Eukaryota, Vitrellaceae.
CAUGCUCACACUUUUUAAUUACACAUGGAAGGCAAUGCAGUCGUCCUCACACACGUACAUGCAGCCAUCGAUGUCCAACCUUCACCCACACGUGAGACACGAGCAAUACAUCAGCUCCAUGAUUUCUUGCCGCGUGCCCGCAAUCGCUGAACAGUGGCUUGCGCGUGCUUGUCCCUGAUCCCAUGUACAUGCAUUCGACAGGGCGUCCGGAUUCAGUCAACGCAUCGAUUAAUGCAGAGAGUGUACCUCGGCAGCCAUCUGAGGUUGUUCAGGGAAUUGUUGCAUGGAUUGCCAUCGAUGUGGUCCACGUCCAGAUAGCUCUCAUCGUAUCCUUCCGACAGCCACCGGGCCUUCUCCUCAUGCAGAAACACCUCAGCGCACAAGCGGUGCACCAAGUACUCGCGACCUGCAAGUCCUACGCUCCGAUACCCCGACGCCACCAAGUAACCCUCGGUCGUCCGUCCGUUGCUAUGGCGCACUCUGCCUUGAUUCGACACCAUAGGGAGCCGCUUGCCGACGUAGCUGUCCGCAAGAAAUCGGACGGAGCGGAAACGCUCACCAGGCCAGUUCAACUGGGGCAGAAAGUAGAAAGCCCAGCCACAUGUUGGCCUCUGUCGCCUCCUCGCGACCUCAUUCACGUGAACUGGUGGAAGAUGCAGCUCUUCUGAUGCGUGACGGAUGGACCGGAAGACUCGUGUCUCCCCGGUGCGAAGGCAGCGGGCUUUGAGGGGCAUGGCGCUGGCGAUAAGGGGCCUCGGGCGGGGCAGAGUGGAGGCCGUCUUGAUGGCGUGGUGCUUCGGCGUCACCCACUGCAGGUUCGAGACAGUAUUGUUGUCUCGCACGCCAUCUUUGUGGUCCACUUGCAGCUUCCCCGCCAUAUCCUCGCCGUGCUCAGCGAUGAGAAUGGCCUUCGCGUGCGUCAGGAAGGUCUCAGCCACCAGCCGAUGGACGCGAUAUGGCUUGUAAUUCAGCGUGAUGAUGCGAUAGCCGCUACGGUUUAGGCCGCCAGCUGAAACAGUGCCGUUCGGCCGCCAGAUUUGUCCAGUGGUGGACGCCUGGGCCCCUUGUUUGCAGUGACCAUCGAAUGGAGGGAUGGGCCGGUAGCUCUCACCAUUGCCUGGAAGUGGCGGCACGGAAUGAGUCGUGCCAAACAAGCGGACGGUGCGUGUGGGCGUGUGGGGGGUGGGGACCGGGAUCCACUGCAAGCUGGUCACGCAGCAGUUCGAAGCCACGAGUAGUGCACUUGGACGGCAGACGCGAAGCAUUUUGGGGUUCGG